Molecule: messenger RNA, 3711 nt
Organism: Mytilus californianus (California mussel)
Lineage: Eukaryota; Metazoa; Mollusca; Bivalvia; Mytilida; Mytilidae
Exons: 2
Coding region: 1249-2274 (341 amino acids)
Molecular function (GO): protein dimerization activity
Source: RefSeq, a predicted model, not a curated record
UAUGUUUUCUUUUGUUUACAAUACUAAUAAAUAAGUAUCCAAACAUACAUCUCGAGUCUGAAGUAUAUAGUGAUGAACGUUUAUAGGUUAAUCAUUAUUGUUGUUACGACAUUUGUAACCCUGAUUGUAUGCUAAAAAUAAAUUGUUCAUGUAAGCUACAGCUUAUUCAUUUAACUUAUAUACAAAGGUUGCCAGAAGACACAAAUAACGAGUGCAUUGAUACGGUUUAAUAAUGAAACGUAAAUCUAAGAAAAAAUGAGUUAAUCUCAAAAGUACAUCCUGCUAGCAUGGUUAGGUUUUAUCUCGAAAUAAAUUUGAUAAAAAAGUGAUAAAAAUAUUGUUAUUAAAAGGAACAUGUAGAUGUGGUUUUACGCAGAAUGUCUUACGUUAAACUCUUACUUUUGGAACUCCCUACGUGUUCCCUUUUUCAAUUGCACAAAGCGUGAAGACCUGUGCAUAGUACUUUUAUUUAUAUUCCAUUGAUUAGGCGUUCAAAAGUCUUCAAGUAAUGAUUAAAUCAAUUUAUUAAAAAUUUUCUUUUUGCUAAUUGCUUUUUCGUCUAUAAUCUGUAAAAAAAAACUGAGUGUUCCUUUCAAAUUACAAUGUCAUCUCAAAUAUAUCUCCAUGAAGAACUGCAGCCACGGUACAUUUCUAAUACAUUUUUGCAAGAAAUAAGGGAUCGAUUCCGUCCUGCGACUUUUCACACACACACAAAUCUCGCGCGUUCUGAAAAUGUUCUUUACUAACAAGUAUAUUAAUCUAUGGAUUUUUAGCGAAAUCAGUCGCACAUUUGGUUUUUGAAGUCUUUCUCAAAUUGUAAGUUUGUGUAUAAAAAACUUUUUUUAACUAAUUUUCUUGUAUUGCAUUAUCUAUCAAAUUUUUUUUAAUUCUAUUUAUUUUAAAUGUAAUGUUCCAACUUUAAUCUUAUAGAGUAUCAACGUUAAAGAUUUUACCAUUUUUGUAUUUACGAUGAAUAUUUCGGUUGUAUUUGAACUUGUUUCUAAUGAGAAAACGAAUAUAUCAAUAUAUUGCCAUGGAACCAAUAAAUAACUCUUUCUUUGAAAAAAAGACAAAUUUAUAAGUUUUUGUCCUUUUUAUCUUUUUAUAAAUUCUUUUUCUAAAAGUUCAGACUUGUCAAUAUAAGAAGUGGUCGGAUAAUUAAUCUAUUAAGGCAUUCAUUGAGCAAUUAGAAAACAAUUUAAUUGAUAACAUCCGUGUGAGGAGAUCGGAGGAGCAGCACAGCAUGGGAUGGGUCGACGCUUUGGACAAUUUAUGACUUUAGAAACAAUGGGUGUUUGUCACUAUAUCUGUUUGACCGCUGUAUCAUUUCACAAGUUGCUAUCUCUUUCUGAACUGACCAUGGCCGAAAAUUCUGCUCUUAGUCCAAAUCAAAAUCUAGAGAAUGAUGAUUUUGGACCGAUAGAUUUAACCAAAGAUUCUAAUGACAAUAGCAGUGAUACUGACAACGUGAUCGUAAGACGAAAACGAAAGCCAAAGAAAUUUGAAAAUUUAUCUGAAAUCGCCAUCGAAGAAAGGAGGAAUACUGCAAACGUUCAAGAAAGAAAGCGCAUGAAGAAGUUAUCGAAAGCUCUUGAAGAUCUCCGAAAGUGUAUACCGGCCGAAUAUCAUGUAACCAACCGCAAAAUGUCAAAAAUUCGGACACUUAAAUUAGCUGUUAACUAUAUUGCUUCUUUAACAGAUAUCAUUGACAGAGACAAUUUGUUAAAACAACAAGCCUUCCAUCUUGAAAGUCAGAUGCUACAUUCGACCUAUUCUUAUUUGAUGCCUUCGCCCGUUGGAGUUCAACACGGUAACCUUUCCACUGUGCAACAGUCAGGAUUUUCGCCGUAUCACACGCCUUGUAUUAGUUCCGAACACAGUAGACUGCCGAAACGACAUUUAAAUUUCUCGCCUUUUUUUGGAACACCAAUUCCGUCGAUGAUUUCGCAGGGAAGACAAUUGACAUAUCAGACUCCGGUGAAAUCAGAACCAACUCCGUAUAGGAAUCCAGAAAUGAUCACAAGACGUCGUACAAGUACUUUUUCGUCUCCGUCCUUUAUUGGUGAUCUGAGAAAUAUGAAUGAAGUAAAUACAAGUUUUCUCAGCCCAAUGGCAGAUGACAGUGAUGUGGGUUCUGGACCUUCACGUUCAACCGAUGCAAAUCAGUAUACAUACACGUUAGACGGUAUAAGUCCAAUUCCAGAAGAGGAGAAUUUCCGAGGAGGGACAGACUGUGUGUUUGAUCCAAGACGAAGACUCAAGAAAACAGAAUAACGGGAUCGGUAUACAGACCCGAGUGGGACCAAUGUAGUGCUACAGAGCAGCUAGAUGACUUCAGUGCAGAACUUUUGUAUGCAUGCAACUUUGUGAAACAGUUUUUAUCUAUGUGUCAAAUUUAUUAAAUAUGUAUAUGAAAAUAUGGGUAAUAGUUCAAAUGAAGCCCUUGAUUUUUGAGAGAAAAAAAUGUAUAUAUAGUUCAAAAGCAGACAUGCAUUUUGGAAAAGGUAAACAUUUAACUAUUUUGCGUGAUAUAUAAAUAAGGAGAUGUGGUAUGAUUGCAAUUUGACAACUAACUACCAGUGACCAAAUAACCCAUUUGUUUUCAAAAAUAACUUGACCGCGAUUCUCGAAUGUGGAUUCUUGGACUUUGACAUUUUGCUUUGUAAACGUGAACUUGUUGUAACAAUUGACAUUUUUUGUCUUGAAAACCUUACUUCUGAAAUCACAAAAUCAGAGGUUUUCUGCUAUAUUUUUUUUCUCCUGUUUUCCUCCGUCUUUUAUUUUUGACUUUGUCAAUGGAACGUAUGUCCACAUUUUUAAAAAAACUGCGAUUGAAACAAUUCUAAUUCACAAGAUACACGGGUACAAUUUCUUCGAUGAUGUUCCUGGUAAAAUGACUGUGUAAUCUCUUACCUUAAUGGAGCAUAUUACAGUCCCCCCCCCACAAAAAAAAAAAAAAAAAUUAAAAAAAAAGAUAUGUUUUGUUGAAAUUCUCGAUUGCACGCAGUCAAGGAAUCAAAACAUUACUUAUCUGAUUUGUCAAAAGCCAUUUCCAACUUUUUUUUACAGAUUGUUCUUGUGUUGUGUUGUUACACUACCGUCCCAGGUUAAGAGAGGAUCGAGCGCUUACAAACAUGUUUAACCCCGCCACACUCUUUAUAUGCCUUCCCCAAAUCAGGAGCCUGUGUUUCAGUGGUUGGUGUUUUUUGCUGUAUAUCAUAUUUGUUUUGUGCUUGUUGUUUCAUUUAGAUAUAAGGUCGUUAGUUUUCUCGAUUGAUUUUUUCAACAUUUCUCAUAUCGGGUUUUUUUAUAGCUUCCUCUGCAGUAUUCGUUUUGCUCGUUGUUGAAGGCCGUACUGUGACCUGUAGUACCAAAGUUUUACGUCAAUUGGUAACUGGUGGAUAGUUUUCUCAUUGGUAAUCAUAACACACAUUAUUUUUAUGUUCAAAAUUGAAUAAUCUUUAAUUUGCUCCUUAUUUUGUCACAAUGCACCUUUUGGUAAAAGGUCUUCAGAAAAUAAAAUAAAAUCGCAUAUUGGACGAGUUGACAUGACAAUAAAAUAUAUGACGACAUUUAUGAAAAAGGUGUACAUUAUGACGUACGUGUAAUUGUGCUAUCACCCAUCAAAACUAUUGUGCAGUUAUAUUUCUUGAUCGUAUGAUUUUAAGACAUUAUGCGCAAAUUCGGAAUAGUUUUUACACAUUUUGAAUG